Oryza sativa Japonica Group (Japanese rice) is the source of this 2209-nucleotide messenger RNA. NCBI's taxonomy places the organism in Eukaryota, Viridiplantae, Streptophyta, Magnoliopsida, Poales, Poaceae. The record is from RefSeq and is a predicted model, not a curated record.
CUAAAUUACUUUUAGAUUUCACUAAAUUACUUCUUAGACCCAUAAAAGUAAAUUCAAUAAAGCCUGAAAGUAAUUUACAUAUAUUAUAGAAGUAACUUGGAAAAAAAGAAAGUAACUUUAUCACGAUAUUAAAAGUAAAUCCGCUAUGGAGGUAAAAACAUGAGUCUAUAUUGAAAUUAAAUUUAAUCAGCAUAAAUUACAUCAUUGACUAAAAAUGAUUAUAAAAUAAACAACUCACAACAUGAAUGUAUAGAUUUCUUUUAAUGCCGUAACAAGUUACUUCACUUUUGUUUUAAGUUACUUCUAUAAUAUAGGUAAAUUACUUUCAGGCUUUAUUAAAUUACUUUUAUGACUAAAAAGUAAUUUAGUGAAAUCUAAAAGUAAUUUAGAUAUAUUAUAAAAGUAAUUUCUAUUUUUUCAUAAAAAUAUAGUCAUGUGAGAUCUUGUUAUAAAGAUUUAAUUGUUAUGAACACAAUGGUGUAAUCGGAUCAUAAAUCGGAUGAAUAAUCUAAGAGAAAAUUCCAUAAGAAGAAAAAAUACAUGCACUUUUGAGUAUACUAGUAGCAACUAGAUAUGAGAUUGAGGUAGCUGGUUAUGACCAUACAGAGAACGGUCUUGUUGCAGACACGUCCUUCCUAUUUGUUUCCAAAUUCUUUGUUUCAAAGAUUAUUUUUCCGAUUUACAUGAAUACGUGCAUAUACUUAGGUACUCCGUAUUUGGUUGGAUCCAAAGGGGAAGCAGUUUGCCAAAUUUUACGGAGCAAACUCAAAUUCCUUUUGGCUAAUGCAAACCAAGUUAAAAUACAAGUCACUUGGAGGAAAACCACUUCCCGCCCACUGCACCGUCGCCGAGGUUGCAUAAAAGAAAGCACAACAAAGAGGAAGAAGAGGAGAAGCCGAGCAAGAAAUCCAGCCAAGAAAGAGAGAGAGAGAAAUCGCACCCAAAAUCUCCCCCAACUCUCUACGCAAUUCCACUCUCCAAAACCACCCAUCAACAAAACCAAAUCCAAGAAUCGAUCCAGCGAUCGAUGGAGUCGUCGUCGUCGGUCAUCUUCCUGGGCACCGGCUGCUCCGGCGCGCUCCCCGACGCCCGGUGCCUCAUCCACCCGUCCACGCCGCCGUGCCCCGUCUGCUCCCACUCCCUCUCCCUCCCGCCGGAGCGAAACCCCAAUUACAGAUUACUGCCAACAUGAUGGAAUCCAUAAGUACAUUCUAAUCGAUGUCGGCAAGACAUUUAGAGAACAAGUUCUUCGGUGGUUUUCUCACCACAAGAUUCCUUAUGUUGAUUCGAUUAUUCUCACUCAUGAACACGCGGAUGCUGUCUUAGGUCUUGAUGAUGUUUGGGUGGUACAACCAAGUGGUUGUAGAAAUGGCUUGGGCAAAGUUCCUAUUUUUCUCACCCAUUUCACAAUGAACAGUGUUGCAGCAAGAUUCCCCUAUUUAUUGAAAAAUAAGCUGGAGGAAGGUGAUGAAGGUUCCCAAGUCAUUCAACUCGACUGGACGAUAAUUGAGGGUGACAUCGACAAACCAUUUGUAUCAUCAGGAUUAGAGUUUGUGCCCCUGCCAGUCAUGCAUGGAGAGGAUUAUGUUUGUUUAGGAUUCCUAUUUGGAAGGAGAUCCAGAAUUGCAUAUUUAUCUGAUGUCUCAAGAAUUCUACCUAGAACUGAGCAUGCAAUUUCGAAGUCUGGUGCCGGACAACUUGAUCUUCUUAUACUAGAAACGAACGAGUUGCACGGGGAGGGAGAUGCUGGCAGUUGCCACCUUACUCUGAGUCAGACUCUUAAUGCUGUCAAGAGAAUAAGUCCUAAGAGAGCUCUGUUGAUUGGAAUGAACCAUGAAUUCGAACAUCACAAAGAAAAUCAGACGCUGGCAGAAUGGUCUAGCAGAGAAGGAAUACCAGUACAACUAGCUCACGAUGGCCUGCGUGUGUUUAUUGACCUGUAAUGAGGUGGAUCUUAGGCUUAUAUAUAGCACACAACACAACUUUCAGAGCAUGUUUUUCAGGUAUGCUCUAAUAAUUACAGUGAAAUCAUUGUAGAACAUUUCAGGAUUAUACCCUUUGCUUGUUUCAAAAGGAAAAGAAAGUUUCACUUGUGUAAGAAUUUGGUGAUUACUUGGUGCUAUUUGUUCAUAUCUGCACCUGGAUGUAUUACCUCUGUUAAUACUGUUUUACCAAAAUAAUGAACUACUCAAAGAGUAAUCUUGGUUUA